Messenger RNA from Stegodyphus dumicola, 411 nucleotides. RefSeq lists its product as uncharacterized. The record is from RefSeq and is a predicted model, not a curated record. NCBI's taxonomy places the organism in Eukaryota, Metazoa, Arthropoda, Arachnida, Araneae, Eresidae.
AUGAAUUCCGACUUAUCUAAGUUUUACCUAGUUUCUUCAUCAUCAUCAUUCUCAACCUUGCUUUUCAUCAUAAUUACCUUUAUUCUCUCCUUCCUUCUCCUCAUUCCAAUCCUCAUCCUUAUUUUUCUCAUUUUUUCUAAUUAUUCUCUUUAUUGUCAUCCUCUACCACCUUCUUAUCCUCCUCAUAUUAAUCGUCAUUCUCAUAAUCCUCACCCUCAUACUCAUCUUCACUAUCAUUUUCAUUAUCCUUAUCUUCGUCAUCAUACUUCUACUCAUCAUAAUUCUCACCCUUAUCAUCAUUCUUCUUGUCCUUCACUUCAUUCACCUCAUCUUCCACUUUAUCCUUUCCCAUCCUAUCAUCCUUUUUCUCUUCUCACUCCUCCUCAUCCAACUCAUUCUCCUCCUCCUUAA